Molecule: messenger RNA, 987 nt
Organism: Pseudophryne corroboree (corroboree frog)
Lineage: Eukaryota; Metazoa; Chordata; Amphibia; Anura; Myobatrachidae
Gene: SPRYD7
Product: SPRY domain containing 7
Exons: 5
Coding region: 138-725 (195 amino acids)
Molecular function (GO): protein binding
Source: RefSeq, a predicted model, not a curated record
AAGCCGCCAGGUGUCACUGUGGUUUCUACAGUCCUGGGCGCCGUUCUGUACACACAGCAGCGCCAGUAGUGUCAGGCAGCAGCCGCCAGUUACACGCAGUGUGUAGUGCUGGCCAGUAUCUCACUGCUGCUAUCGUUAUGUCGUGCCUGCUGUGCUGCUUCAGGUGGUGCGGGGACGGCGGCUCCGGACACAUCCCGCUGAAGGAGAUGCCGGCAGUCCAGCUGGAUACGCAGCACAUGGGGACGGAUGUUGUGAUUGUAAAGAAUGGCAGGAGGAUCUGUGGCACUGGGGCUUGUCUCGCCAAUGCUCCUCUUCAUCAGAACAAGAGUUACUUUGAAUUUAAAGUUCAGUCUACAGGUAUCUGGGGCAUUGGCGUUGCAACUCAAAAAGCUAACUUAAAUCAGACCCCCUUGGGUCGAGAUGUGCACAGCCUGGUGAUGAGAAAUGACGGGGCCAUCUAUCACAACAACGAGGAGAAGAGCAGGCUGCCGGCAAACAGCCUUCCUCAGGAGGGUGAUGUAGUGGGUAUCACCUAUGACCAUGUAGAGUUAAAUGUUUAUCUAAAUGGAAAGAAUAUGCAUUGUCCUGCGUCUGGCAUAAGAGGGACUGUGUAUCCUGUUGUGUAUGUGGAUGACAGCGCGAUCCUGGAUUGUCAGUUCAGCGAGUUCUAUCACACACCCCCAGCUGGGUUUGAGAAAAUAUUGUUUGAGCAGCAGAUUUUCUAAAGACUGGAUAUCAUCAGCGUUCCCAAAGCCUCUAUUUCUUAAAACUGCACGAUGCCUACUGACAAUGUACUUUGUAUUUAUAUCUCACUGGGUGCAGGCCUUUCAGAUCUUGUGUGUACUGUAAGUAGUUUAUAAAGUGUCAUCUGUCUGCUGGGCCCACCAUCUAGAAAUUCCUUUGAACCCUUACCUGAUAUUUUUGUGAUGUGUAAAGUAUUUUUCUGCCAGUGUCUCUCUCAUUGUAAAUAUAACCUUUUAGCCAGUA